Molecule: messenger RNA, 3591 nt
Organism: Chelonus insularis
Lineage: Eukaryota; Metazoa; Arthropoda; Insecta; Hymenoptera; Braconidae
Product: sodium-coupled monocarboxylate transporter 1
Exons: 6
Coding region: 465-2417 (650 amino acids)
Biological process (GO): transmembrane transport; sodium ion transport
Cellular component (GO): membrane
Molecular function (GO): symporter activity
Source: RefSeq, a predicted model, not a curated record
AGAGUAAUAAAAAGACGACUUAUCAAUCGUGAGAGUCAAAAAAGAAGAACAAAUGUAUUCGUGGCAAAUGAAGAAGGGAUAUAUAAAAGCUGAAAAAAAUAAAGAGGAGGGAGAUGACGAACUCUAUUUCCGACGAAUCAACGCUCUCGUUUCCUUCUCAUCGUAAUUCUCUUUCUCUCUUACUCUAGUGUAAGUUGACAUAAACAAUGUGAACAAGAUAAGCAAGCCCUGAUGUCAGUUAACAUAAGAACGCCUAGUAACUAGUGUUCAGUAAAUUAUACAUAGUCAGUUCGUGUUGACGUCUCGAUCUUUUUGCACUCAUCUAAUAUUAAAGCCUAUCAAUUGAAUUGCUUGUAAUAUAACAAGCCACGCGUAUGUAUUUCUACUCUUCGAACAAACAGCAAUCAAGUUCAGUACAAGAGUUAUCUAUUCACAAAACGACGGACUAAAGUAAAAGACUCAAAAUGGUCAUGGAAGCAUCAGCAAUGGUGGUGGAUUAUUUGGUGUUUAUUGCUGUAAUCGUCGCUUCAUUUGUCAUCCCACUUUGGGGAAAGUUUCGUGCAAAGAAAAAAGAAACAAAAGCAAGUUAUGUAUUUGCUACGGGAAGUGUAUCAAUGGGAGCGAUGAUGUUAUCAAUAGCCCGUGGCACGCUUGGUGUGAGAUCUUUCCUUGGAUAUCCUUCCGAACUCUAUUAUCAUGGAAGUGCAAUGUGGGAAACUCUCUACGGUAUGCUUCUGGCCUACCCGAUUGUCUGUUUCAUCUUCGUUCCUGUAUAUUACAGUCUAGGAAUUACGUCGGUUUAUCAGUAUUUAGACAUGAGGUUUAACUCCAAAUUAGUAAGAUGCUUAGCAAGUUUCUCAUAUGUUCUUCGAAGUCUCCUGAACUUGGCAGUUGUUAUUUUUACGCCAUGUGUAGCAUUAAAUACAGUAAUUGGUUUACCUUAUUGGGCUUCUAUAAUUGGAAUGACAAUGAUAUCAGUUGUUUUUUCGUCUUUGGGUGGUCUUAAGGCAGCUAUUUUGUCCGAUGUAAUUCAAGGAGUCACCAUGAUUGGCGUUUCUUUCGUUAUUAUCGUUCAAGGAGUCAUUGAUGUAGGAGGACCCGCUACAGUCUUAAACGUGACUCAAUCACGUGGAAGACUUGACUUUUUUGACUUUAACAUGGAUCCAACUCUACGUGUCACCACCAUAUCUGCUACACUUGGUCAAUUAUUUAUGAGUCUAUCAGUCUUCGGAUGCCAACAAAACUUUGUACAACGAUAUUGCAGUAUGAGUAGUCGAAACAAAGUUGUUAAGACGAUGAUGGCCAACAUGCCAAUCAUUACUAUCCUCUUCUCCCUCUCAUGGGUAGUAGGGAUGGUGAUAUUUGCAACAUACGCCGACUGUGACCCUUACACCCUAGGGUACAUCUCUAAAUUCGACGAAAUUAUAGCUUUCUAUGUAGAAGACAAACUCACAUACCUUCCUGGACUACUUGGCUUGGUAAUGGCAACCCUCUUUAACGGUGCUCUGACAAUCGCUGUCUCCAAUCUCAACUCUCUUGCCACGGUAACCUUCGAAGACUUUCUCAGCCAGAUACCAGCCCUGAGUAAUCUCAAAGACCGCCAGCAACUCCGGCUCAUCAAACUCAUCGGGGUGAUUUACGGCAUACUGAUAAUAGGUGCUAGUUUCCUCGUUGGAAUGCUUUCGGGUGUUAUAGAGUCUUCGAUGCUGAUGACUUCCGCUACUUCGGGACCUCUUUUGGGAGUUUUUGUGCUUGCAAUGCUCAUACCAUGUGCUAACUGGAAAGGAGCUGCUUCUGGAAUAAUUGUAAGUCAUUUGUUGUCCUUAUGGUUGACAUUUGGACACCUGACAGUUACCGAUGAACGCGCUGCUUUGCCUCUUUCAAUUGAUGGCUGUCAGAAUGACACUUUUUCUUCACACUUAAUGAAACCUAAUUCUAUUAUUGGAGAUCAAAGUCUAUUCACGACGACUCCGGCUCCCUUAAUCGAGAAUUCACACAAAGGAGUUCUCGAGCAAAUAUACAGUAUUACUUAUAUGUAUUAUGCUCUUAUUGGUAGCAUGACAACAAUAAUAGUUGGAACAAUUGUCAGUUUAAUUACUGCGAACGAAAAAGAAGAUGCAUAUGAAGAACAUUUACUACAUCCUAUCGCUCUUAAACUUUCCAAGUGUUUCCCGGGUAAACCACGACUCUUUGCUGAAUCGCGACGACUAGGGGAUGACAAUGAUGGUACCAAUCCUGCCUUCAAUGCAUCUAUGUCAUCUGUAGAUGAUGGAAUGACCAAACUUAGUCCUCCUACUGACCCCGAGAUAAAUGGUAAGCUCGAGCCAAAUAGUAUGGCUUACAUAAGAAAGCUUAAUGCGCUUAAAGAGGCUUCUCUUGAAGUUACCAAUGAAGUUGGCAAAGGCACGAAACUUUAAGGAAGUAUCUUAUGGAUUACACUGGAUUACUGUAGUGCUUACAGGACAGACUGACAAUCGGAUUCAAGUCCGGUUGAAGCUUGUGAUUACAAUUAAUAUUUGAGAUAGUUUUCGAAUUAUUAAUCACUUGUCAUUAUUUUCAAUUCAUUUUUGUAAAUAUCUACUGAAAGUGAUUGUUAAGCCUAGUAUUAUGUAAUAUUGACACUCAUAAUAUGUUAUAACAAAUAUCUAGCGUGAAGCAUUUUAUAACGUUUAUUAAUCUUUAUUUUGAUAUUUCAAUGUGCAAUUAUUUUCUUUUAUAUUUGACUUUCAUUAUUUAUCAGUUAAAGUUAGAGUUAGAAUUCACGUUAGACUUAUUUCUCAAGUACUGUAAAUUGUGUACGUAUUCCAUAGUGUUAGAAAAUUUGUUGAGAUAGUUUGUAGAUAAAUUGUUGAAAUAUUGUACUUCUGUUAAGAAAAAAAUCCUUAAUAGAAUUAUUUUUUUAAGAAUUAGAUAUUUUUCUUUUGAAAAAUAGUUUUUCUCCUUGUUAUAAUAACUGAUAGUUAAGUAAAUACUCAACUUCAUUGAUCUUGUUGAAGAUUGUAUACUAUAUAACCAUUUAAUAAAACAAAUUUUUAAUAGGGAUAAUUUUUAUGAGUAUGAACAAUGAUAUUGAUGAUAAUGUUGAUAAUAUAUUGCGUUGGAUGCAUGUAUGUAUGUCGGAAGGAUCGUUAGGUGUUAUAAAUAAAAGUGAUUAAUUAUCUGUAUUUGCGCUGUAAGAGAAUUUGUUCAUUCGAAUCGAAUUUAUUAUAUUUAGUUUUGUUGAGUUUUUGAAGAAUUGAUAUAUGCAAUACGUAAAUAAAUUUUUAUAUAUAUGCUUUUCACAAUAGAAGCAUAAAUAUGACCAUGUAAAAUUCACAAAUGUAAAUUUGUUUUGUUAUUUGUGCUUAAUUUUUAUUUCAAUUUUCAUUUUUUUAAUUACACGUCUUUCUUUGUACUAUAUUUUUUAUGUUAAUUAGCAUACAUAAAAUACAAAAGACAAGUGUUAUACAUGAAAUACAAAAAGUAAAACAGACGAAAGCAUGAUCAUUAUGCACAACUGGGUGAGAGGUCAUAUAACAUUUCAUCCACUUUGUGUAAUUUAUUGUGGCUGGAAUACCAAAUACACAAGUUCUUGUGGAUGUGAAUAUGCAA